CUAUGGUAACUUCCGUCCCCUCGUUUACGUGCGUUGGCUUGGGUCAGAUAGAGAAAUUGCCGCCAUCAUGAUGAACAGCGGUGGAAUCGGGGUCCCCCUCGGCUUUCCUUUAACUCCUACUUCGGUUAUUCAAGUCACUAAUUUAUCCUCCGCGGUUACUAGUGAGCAGAUGCGGACGCUCUUCGGUUUCCUAGGUGACAUUGAGGAGUUGCGCCUUUACCCUCCGGACAAUGCACCGCUCGCUUUUUCUUCCAAAGUAUGUUAUAUUAAGUUUCGGGAGUCUUCAAGUGUUGGUGUGGCCCAGCAUCUAACAAAUACAGUUUUUAUUGACAGAGCUCUGAUAGUUGUACCCUGUGCAGAAGGUUGGAUCCCAGAUGAAGCCAAAGCCCUCUCUCUGGCUCCUGCUCCAACAAUGAAGCUGAUUCCUGGUGGAGGAUUGCUUCCUAUUCCAACGCCUCCUGUGAAUUCAAUAGGAAUUUCCCGGUCCCUAGGAGCUAUACCAGCAACAGCAUUGGAUCAUAACAUUACAGCCAUUGGAGACAUACAGCCACCCAUUAUGGGCAAUGUGGAUCCUUCCAAGAUUGAUGAAAUUAGAAGGACUGUAUAUGUGGGAAACUUGAAUUCCCAGACUACAACAGCUGAUCAGUUGCUUGAGUUUUUCAAGCAAGUUGGAGAAGUGAAGUUUGUGCGGAUGGCAGGUGACGAAACCCAGCCAACACGCUUUGCCUUUGUGGAAUUUGCUGACCAGAAUUCUGUACCUCGAGCUCUUGCCUUUAAUGGAGUUGUGUUUGGAGACAGACCAUUGAAAUUUAACUCCCCCUCCAUAUCACAAUAUGCAAAGAAAAGGACUGAUUAUUCCUCAGGGAAUAAAAAGAUAAAAAGAUCAAAUAAACACUCCAAUAAUGCAAUAGUGAAGCCACCUGAAAUGACACCACAAGCUGCUGCAAAGGAGUUGGAGGAAGUGAUGAAGAGAGUACGGGAAGCUCUCUUUAUAUCCGCUGCUAUUGAGCCAGAGUCUGGAAAGAGCAGUGAAAGAAAAGAUGGUCGAUCGCGUUCCCAUUCACGUUCAGAAUCCAGAUCUAGUUCAAAAUCUCGAAGGAAAAGAUCACACUCAAAACUCAGGAGUAGAUCCCGUGGUAGAUCACUCUCUACAAAGGACAGACGCAGAUCCAAAAGUCCACUCAAAAAGCGUUCAAAGUCUAAAGAACGCCGAAGAUCAAGAAGCAGCUCUCCUUCUCGGGAGAAGAGGAAAGAAAGCAAAGAGAGGAUUAGAGAAAAGGAAAAGAUUAGAGAGAGAGACAGAGAUAAAGAAAAAGAGAAGGAUAGAGUUCGAGAAAAGGAUAGCGGCAGGGAAAAAGAUAGAGGCAGAGAAAAGGAGAGGGAGAGAGAGAGGGAGAAGGAGAAGACCAAGGAUAGAGAGAAGGACCGAAUGAAAGAUAGGGAUAAGGAGCGAGAAAAAGACAAGGACAAGGAGAAAGAAAAGAGAAGGAGAAAGCAUCAGAUAUGGAAAAAGACCAAAAGGGAAGAUUUGGACAAAGAAAAGGAAAAGGAGAGAGAGAUAGAAGGACACAAAGAGAAGGAUGACAAAGAACAUAUCAGAGAAAAGGAGGAAGAGAAAGGAAAGGAAGGAGAAAAGGACCAUGAAAGAGAUAAAGAAGGGGAGAAAGCAAAAUCAAAAGACAAAGAAAGAGAUCGAGACAGAGACAGAGAAAGAGAUGAAAAAAAGAAAAAGGAGAGGAUCGAAACACCCCCUAGAAGUUAUAGUUCUUCAAGAAGAUCACGUAGUUCUAGCAGAGAUCGAAGGAAGAGGAAUAGCCGAAGUCCUUCAAAGUCUCCCAGAUCAUCCAAAAUCACAAAAAGGAAAUCAUCUCGGACUCCAUCUCCAAGGAGAAGCAAGAAAGACAGAAAAACAGAGAAGGAGAAAGAUGUAAGUAAUGAUCGAGAAAGAGAGAGGGAGAGAUCUACCUCAAAGCAAAAGAGUAGUAAAGACAAAGAGGUCAAAGAAGAAAUCAGAUAUAAAACCGCAAUUGUGAAGGAUAAAGAUCUCAGUAAAGAGAAUCAAAAUUCUGACAUCAGUAAAGCAGCAGAGGAAGAAGACACAACAAUUGCAGCAGAAAUUGAACAACAACAGAAUGGGAACUGCCAACCAAAUGAAGACACGAUCUCAGUUAAAACUGAAGAUGUGUAGAAUAUUGAAUGGACCUUUGACCCAUUUUGCAAAAGAAAUACAAAACCUUUUGUUUGAUCUCCAAAAUACAUCAAAAGAGGAUAAAAAAAUUAAGCAAUCAACUGACCAUACCAAAUUCUGCUAGCAGCUACUCCAGUCUUGGUGGUUUGGUCAGCUUGAGGACUGACAAGAAGCAGGACUCUGACCAAUAGGAUAU
Thamnophis elegans (Western terrestrial garter snake) is the source of this 2384-nucleotide messenger RNA. RefSeq names its product splicing regulatory glutamine/lysine-rich protein 1-like. Gene Ontology annotation, molecular function: RNA binding. Gene Ontology annotation, cellular component: nucleoplasm. The record is from RefSeq and is a predicted model, not a curated record. Lineage: Eukaryota; Metazoa; Chordata; Lepidosauria; Squamata; Natricidae.